Molecule: messenger RNA, 837 nt
Organism: Phymastichus coffea
Lineage: Eukaryota; Metazoa; Arthropoda; Insecta; Hymenoptera; Eulophidae
Exons: 4
Coding region: 109-441 (110 amino acids)
Molecular function (GO): odorant binding
Source: RefSeq, a predicted model, not a curated record
AUGAAAAUUGAAUCAAUUAUUUUACUAUUCCUUUUACUUGUUGUAAGUAACUAUUGAAUUUAGAAAAUCUGAAUGUUUACUAAAUUAAUUUGAUGAUCUACGUUGAAGAUGAGUACAUUUGGUUUCACUAAACAAGAAGCUCUUAGACACUGGAACGAAUGUUUAAGUGAACAGACAAUUAGUAAAGCUGACUUGGAAUAUUUUAAAAAGCGAAAAUCUUAUGAGUUUGACUGUUUCAAUGCAUGUGUCAUGAGAAAACGAGGAAGUAUAAACAAUGGAAAAAUAGAUGUUGUAAAAUUAUUAUCUACUUUAAGAGGAAUGGGUUUGAUUAACAAUUCUCGGACCCAAGAACAACUUCAAAGGUGCGCCUCUGUAGCAAAUAAAGAACGAAACGAAUGCUUCGUCGCGAAAAACAUGUUAGAUUGUUUUUUCAUCAAGUAAUACUAAUAAUUAUAUUUUUACAAAAAUCAGUAAUUAUGGUGAAUACAUUGUUUGUAAUUGUAAAUGCAGUUUGUAAUACCGUAUGUAUCGAAUUUUUAUAAAAAAUCAUGCGCUUACAGUGGGUAUUUGAAAUAAACUUUUAUUAACUAAAGUAAACAUAAUUAUUUUACUAUGUACUUUUUAGCGAUUGCACGGACUAUUGCAAAAAAUAUGUUUUUAUUUGAUUUUUAUUUGACAAUUGUAAUAAUGGUUUAUAUCUAUCUGACGUCUUUUAAUUUGAAGCUCAUUUAUAUUCUUAUCUUACCUAAAAUGUUAUACUACAUGUAAUGUUCAGCUGUUUUUAGCUGCAACUCUAAGUUCGAACAACAAUUAUAAUGUACAAAUAUUGUAAUCCUA